This is a messenger RNA of Miscanthus lutarioriparius, 681 nucleotides long. The record is from the annotation of a GenBank genome assembly. NCBI's taxonomy places the organism in Eukaryota, Viridiplantae, Streptophyta, Magnoliopsida, Poales, Poaceae.
AUGGCGCCUCUUCUCCGCCCUCUCGUGCUUGCGCUCCUGAUCGCCUCCUGCGCGGCGCAGCAGCCCCCGCCGACGCCGAACGCGCCACCGUCCAACUCCCCACCUCAGGCGCCUCCAGCCGGCAACCCGCCGCCGGCGCCCCAGGCUCCUCCGGCAGGCAACCCGCCUCCCGCGCCCACCGCCACUCCUCCCCCGGCUCCGACGACCACGCCGCCCCCGGCACCACCGACCACUCCUCCUCCGGCUCCCACGACGCCGCCCCCGGCCCCGCCGACCACUCCUCCUCCAGCGCCCACCACGCCGCCUCCGUCGCCGCCGGCCUCGCCCCCUCCUGCUCCCACCACUCCGCCGCCGUCUCCCCCGGCGAGCCCGCCACCCGCUCCCGCCACCCCGCCCCCGUCUCCGCCCCUGGCGCCGCCUCCCGCCACGCCCCCUCCCCCCGCCACCCCGCCGCCACCGGCCGCCGCGCCCACGCCGGCCCCGAGCGUCGCCCCGACGCUCCCGCCCGCCGCGUCUCCGAAGAGCCCCAAGGCGCCGAGCCCCGCCGCCGCGACGUCCCCGGCGCCCUCGCUCUCGCCCACGGGCACGCCGACGAGCGAAAACUCUGGUGCGAGCGCGCGCGCGGCCGGCUUCAUCACGCUGGUGGCGUUGGCGGGCGCGGGCCUCGCCGUCCUGCUUUGA